This is a messenger RNA of Brienomyrus brachyistius, 5192 nucleotides long. It is a transcript of the gene wbp1, whose product is annotated as WW domain binding protein 1. Bases 305 to 1024 code for a protein of 239 amino acids. NCBI's taxonomy places the organism in Eukaryota, Metazoa, Chordata, Actinopteri, Osteoglossiformes, Mormyridae. The transcript is spliced from 4 exons. The record is from RefSeq and is a predicted model, not a curated record.
GCUUCCUGUGAGGGCGAAAGCAAAUAAUGUAGUUAGCAAGCUGGCGAGCCACUACAUCGCUAGUGUAAUGGUAAUAACCGACGUCUUUGUCUAGUACGAGCUUCGGCUUUCUAGCUAUAUGGUCUCCACUGUGCGAUCGGCCAGCAACCCAGAAAUAUGCCGCAUAAAACGCUGGGACACAUCGUAGGUUUGCUUUGCACCGGGACCUACCUAGUGCAGUUUCAAAGGGUUGGAAAUUGCUCUCUGUGUCGUGCAGGGAAAGGAGUUUUGCUUCGGGGUCAACAAUGAGCAGUACCGCUGUGAGAUGGGCUACUGCUGCGGAGAGACGCACUGCUGCACCUACUACUACGAGCUGUGGUGGUUCUGGUUGGUGUGGACUCUGGUCAUCAUGCUGAGCUGCUGCUGUGCGUACCGCCACCGCCGGGUGAAGAUGCGUCUCCAGCAGGAGCAGCGCCAGCGGGAGAUCAGUCUCAUGGCCUAUCAGGGCGCCUCCAGCUCCUUUGUCUCCCCCCCGCCCAUCAGUCUGCGCUUCUGGACUGACUGCAAGCUGCCGGAUUACGAGGAGGUAGUGGGCCACCCCCCCACCCCGCCACCACCGUACUCAGAGAGUCCACUUGAGGUCCUUCCCGUCGCACAUCUUGUAGAGCCAUCAUCGCCGGGGUCCCCUGGGGGGGUGGGGCUUGUCCGAGAGCAGGCGGCCAGCCUGCCAGUUGACGACGCCGCGGCAGGGGCCUCUGGCCAGUCGGUGCAGCAGGAGGCGGAGCCGCCUGAUGCCCCGCCCUCCGGGGAGGAGAUGAACACCCGCCGUCGACACGUGACGGGCGACUCUGGCAUCGAGGUGUGCGUGUGCCAGAUAGAUGCUGGGGACGGCUUUGCACCUGGGGAGGAAGAGGAGGACCAGGAACGCCUUUGUCAGGGGGCUUCAGGCUCCUGCUGUGUUGAGCGCCUGUCCGGCGGGCAGAGGAAGGCUUCUUACGAGGCGCUGGCCCCGGACGCCUGCAGUGACGGAGAUGCUCUGGUGUGAGAGGGCUGCGGGCAAGUCUGGGGCUUCCUGCAGUCGUCCUCAUUAAUAUCCCUCAACCGAAAGCCUGCCCAGACUUCUCAGAAAGGGUGUAGAAAUAGCGCGUGGGUUCUGCUCUCUCGGACAGCUUCAUCGCCUUAAACGAGUCGUCAUGGUAAUAACGGUAAUUGCAGUGCAUCUGGCUUGUUUCCCAUCUUGUCCCCAGCCCCAUCUAGGCUGAAUGAACACAUUUUUUCUUUGCUGGGGAGGGACAUAACCCCCCCCCCCCCCCCACACACACACACACACACACACACACACACACACACACACACACACACACACACCACCUGGUUGUUUUGAAGAAAUGUAAUAUGGAACUGUGUGUAACUUUUCCCUCCCCAUAUGUGCCUCUCCCCCAGCUAUGAGCUUAUCUCCUGCUCCGUACUUUCACCCCCUUGCCAUUCUAGGGGGGGUCUAAAUAUGAAAUCAUGGAGGGGGUGGUGUUUCUCCUCUUGUCACUUCUUCUGCACAGGGAUCUCUCUUACACAGGCAGGAUUUUUUGGCAGGAGGCUUUGGCUGUUCUCACUCGGGUGUGUUGGCUGAAUGGGGGACGCCAACUCCUCCUCCCCUCACCAUUUCUCCCAUUUCAAAGACGUUUGGGAGAUGAAAUGAUAAACACGGGUGAGGGAGGGGGAGUCGACGUGUUGAGCACAGGGUGGGGGGGGGGGGGUUGGCCUUUAAAUUUGUUUGCCUGUCGGCCGUGUAGACGGAAGCUGACACCAACCCGCGAUGCCAUGUCUACAGCUCGUCUAUAAUUAGCACCCGGGCCACGGUGUGAGCGGGGGGCGCUAAAUGUCGUGCGGUGACAGGGUGGGUGUUGGCCGCCAUCCCUUUGGAGAGGAGGCAUCACUCGUAGUGGGAUUCGAAGGGAGAAUUCUGACACUUUCUACCUUGGUCGAAAGCAAUAUAGUCAACGAGGUUCCUUGAGGCAUCGUCUUUGAGUUUGGUCACUUUGUAGCUGAAGAUCAGGACCCGUUUGUGUGGGUGCGUCCCUGGGGUGUGUUGUGUUCGUUUAGCUUAUGCUCUGAGACCACUACUGUAAGAUGCACUGAGAGCUCAUGUUUAAGCUUGGGAGUGUGACGUGAACCCCGCCCCCCCCCCCCCCCCCCCGCCCCACUCUGCUCCUCGCAUUCAUGAUGCUUUUUUUGUUCCCACCCCCCCCACUCUGCUGCGCAAGAAGCGGUCACUUGUGUUGUGGCAAAUUAACAUGUUGCUGUGGUGAGGGGGGUGGGAAACUGUAAUGUUGGUUUCCCAUGACGUUCGUAAAGGACUGACAUGUAUAAGCACAAGAAUCUUCAGCCUUUUUUUGGGUGGGGGGAUGGUGUAAAUCUGUGGAAUAGCACUCGCCGUAACAGCACUUAUGCACAUCACCACUCCCUCCCGCCACCGUGAGAAGAAAAAAAAUUGGAUGACUGGUUGGUAUUAAAACAAUGCCAGCGAAUCCACAAGCCUGGUGGAUGAACGAGUGCCACCGAGGGUUAUGGGUAAUGACACCUUAUGGAGUUCUGCACUGCAGGUUGCAGUGGUGGGUUGUGAUGGGAACCAUGGCAGGUAUCUAUCCCGACAAAGGUCUGUUGUUUCGCUUAUCCUGAGAAUGGACUUGAUCUCCUGAGCUUCCGAAAAUAUGAAGCCCACAUGUGGUGGUAAUGGUUGAAGAUGAGGUUGCUGGUUCCCAUCAUCUUUAGAUCACAUUUGGAAAUAAAAUUAUUGCCCAACAUCGUUUGGGAUCUUGAAAACCCAGAGAAGUGUAUGUGUAAGAAGAACAUUUUGUUCUGGGAGUAACCUAAGGACAGAUGUAAAUAAAUGCAUGCUUUGUGUAGACUAAUGCAGUAUUUUUUUUCGUUCCCCUCCUUAAGUAAGUUGCGUCAGUAGCUGAUUGCUCCCAUUCUGCUAGCCAGGAUUUCCAGGUUCAAACGUUUCUGCUCUUGUUUACUAAAGACAAAAAGGGCUAAUAAAACCAGCAGACUCUCAUGAACAUCAUGUCUGUCUUUGACGUUUCAGACGGCAGGCACGCUUUUCCCGUCGGCAGUUCCCUUUCAACUCCGCCUUGUUCUCUGCCUGUCCCCCCCCCCCCAUGAUCUGCCUGUUCCUUCCCCCCCUCUCCGUGCUCUGUCCAGUUCCCCGGAGAGCCUGAGGUUUAGCCUACGCUCCUCGAAUUCCCUUCACACCACGUCAACGAGCACAAAAAGUUUUUUUUUUUUUUUUUUUUUUUUUUUAUAUAUAAACAACAAUGGCAAAAAAAAAGUUCAGAGGGCGCACAGUACCACGGCAGUGGGGGUUCUGUUCGCCCCUUUUCUGCUUGACACGAGCAUGUCUUGUUCUUCUCUCUGCUCAUGGUCUAAGGGGAAGCACUUGGUCCCUCAGCUGCCAGCUGUUUCCUGCUUUCAUAAUCUCUCCUGCAGGAGAAACGCCUGUUGACGCUCUGUCCAUACAAGCUGAUUUCUCGUCUUGCUCCGUAAGACUGCAGUGUUUUGUCUUGGACAAGAACACACUGUACUAUUAUUAGGGCAGUAGAUGUAUGUAUUUUGCAGUGACUUUAAAUUUACCCUUAUUAUCAUAUGCUACGAUGUGGGGAGCCUAUUUGUGUAUAAAUACAGGAAGACGGCAGUUUUCAUAUUUUCCACCUGCUCUGUAUUUCGGUAUAUAUUUCUGCUGUGUUCACUUUGGCUGCUACCAGCCCAGGCACCAGGCCUAUAAGGCAGUGUUUCCCAAACCGGCUUCUCAGGGACCCCCAGAUGGUCCAUGUUUUUUUUUUUUUUUUUUGGUCCCUCCCAGCUCCCUACCAUGAGUGGCGUUGGAGCUUACCUGUUAUCAACAGCUGGCUCGAUCGGACGCGUCUGCGAGCUGCUUGUCUUCUGACGGUCCGCUUGUGGUUCGGACCAGAUCUCCAUUCUGCUCCGUUCUUCCCAGAAUGGGAAUGGGUGUCUUUCCAGUACUUUCUUCCAGCAAACCCGUUACGCACACCAGAGUGUAGUGGGUGUUACACUGACCUGUGUAUUUUCUGGGCCUCACUGCUCUUACCACUAAACUUAGAAUAGUGGCUUCCACAAACUGGUAGCCCACCCUGCAGUUACCCUUCCCCCUGCACCCUGGGGGUGGUCUCCUCCCCUCCAUCACCUACCCUCCCUGUCUUUAACUCUACCUCUUGCCCUCUGUCCCACCACUAUCUCAGUCCCCCUCAGUACUGUACAUUGUUACUAGGCUAUGCAAAAAAAUUAUAACUCACUGGUAUAUGCUGCAAUAAUAUUUCAGUUUGUCCGUUUGCUUUGGUAGCAAUAUUUUCAGUACGUGCUGCACUGUACUCGAGGGGUACUUCGGCAUCAUCAAAAAAAGCAUUCUUGCCAUAUUCUUUCGUGUUUUUAUGCUCUGUAAAUACCUUUCUUGUUACCUCUGUUAAGGUGGCACUGAGCCAUUGUGUUUUUGUUUAAAUGCCCCCCCCAUACAGCUUUACUCAUGAUUUGAAUUGAACAGACGAGCAUCCCCUUCCCCAAAAAGACAGUAAAGGUGUUGGUGAUCAUUACGACUACUUGAUAUGUGGUUACGAUUUAAAAUGCGGCUUCAAACACUGGGGGUGUUGGACAGGAAGGUUCAUGUAUUUGAGCAGUAGGACCACAAAAUGUGCAUCUUUGAUACUUUUCAUAAAUACUGUCUCUUUCCUCACCAGUCUGCUCUCUACCCCCCAGCAGUUUUGAAACUCAAAAGUCACCAUCGCUGUCACACGGCAGCGGACUAACCACCGUGGACCUGCUUUGGGUUCAGCCUUACUGUGGUCUGCCCACGUUUCCCCAGCAGGCUGUGACAAAAGUUGUAAUCUGAGAACACAUACUGUGGAAUUAAAAUGUCUAUCGCACAUGUUUUAUGUGGGGCUUGUUUAUACACUUUAUUGAAGCUUUAUUUUGAUUGUGGUUGAUUAAUAUUCAUGGUAAUUUGCCAAAUUUCACAUUAAAAAAAAAGCUUGCGUGAAGAGGAAGUGGGUCUUCUGCGUCCUCACUUCCUGUCAAAAAGAUCAAGCCAAAACUCAAACACUGAAAUGUCCUUUUCUGAAUGCGAUGUUUGAUGUGUUGUAUACUUUGUAGCAUCAGCUUAUGGUUUGUAUUUUAUUUUUAUAAUAAAACAGUUGAACACAUUA